Punica granatum (pomegranate) is the source of this 1371-nucleotide messenger RNA. The record is from RefSeq and is a predicted model, not a curated record. Lineage: Eukaryota; Viridiplantae; Streptophyta; Magnoliopsida; Myrtales; Lythraceae.
CAUUAUUACUAUCAGACAUUUUAUUUUUGUGAAAAUUUGAAAAAUAAUUUCAGCAGACCAAACCCCUACUAACAACAUUUGAGAAUUCAGCAAUUAUUAUUUACUAAGCAGCCGUACAUGGUUCUACUUCAAAAACAGCUGCCGCAGAACAGAGCGCCAUUGGAGAGGGGGAAGUUGAGCUGAUCGGUCGACUUGGAAGUCGAAGAGGCGGAAGAGGAGGAGCUUGAGCCCGGCCAUUUGUCGACUCGAUAGAAUCCAAAGGCAAAGGCACGGCAGGGCGGUGAGGCUAGCAAAGGAAUGAACACUUUUUGUUACUAUCCGAUCAACUUUGCUAUGAAUACACUUUUCGUAUUUGCUUCUAUUUAAAAUUAUAGAACUGGGCAAAAUCAUCGAAUCCUCCUAAUAAUGCCGAGCAGCUCCUUCUUCAUUCAACCUGCCAUGCAUCUCCGUCGAAUAGGACGGGCUUUGCCUUCUUCAAGAAGAUUCUUCAGCAAUAAGAGCUCCAGCCAUGAUCUAGAUAAUGCAAUCAAUGAUCUCAAUAAGGAGAUGGAAUUUGUCUUUGGCGAGCCACCACCACCCGGGCUUGGCGCCAACUCUACCAGGAGUAAUAACAAUAACUGCAACUUCAUGGCUCAAGAAACCCACUUGAAUCCUGAUCAUGCCAGUGUGAGAGAUUCACUUGGAGGUGGACUUACGCAUGUUGGGAGUUCAGGGGAAGCCCAAAUGGUGGAUGUCUCUGAAAAAUCAACCAGUAAGAGAACAGCCAUUGCUAGUUGCAAGGUACUGCUUGGAAAAAAGGUAUUCGAUUUGGUCUCUGCCAAUCAAGUGGCGAAGGGAGACGUCCUCGGUGUGGCCAAAUUCGCGGGGAUUGCAGGGGCAAAGAACACCGGCAGCCUCAUACCCUUGUGCCACAACAUCAUGCUGACUCAUGUUCGUGUCGAUCUGAGACUGAACCCCAAAGAUUGUAGCGUUGAGAUCGAAGGGGAAGCUGCAUCAACCGGAAAGACUGGGGUCGAAAUGGAAGCUUUGACUGCUGUUUCAGUCGCUGGGCUUACAGUUUACGAUAUGUGCAAAGCUGCUUCCAAGGACAUCCAGAUCUCAAACGUGCGGCUUGAGUCCAAAACUGGCGGAAAGAGCGGGGACUGGUUCAGACAUGGGUGAUUGGCGGUUGUGCGAGGGAUUAUGAUGCUCAUAGUUUUGUGAUUCAGUACUCGACAUUGUAAACGAGUCAUCCUCGUGUUCAUUCAUGUUUUACAUAUGAAAGUGUGUCGGGGCAAAAUUAACAAUAUUUAUGUAGGAUUCACUUUUUUCGCAUAACACUCUGCCAGCAAUGUGAGUUCGGAUUUCUAAUUCCUAACUGGCAUUGAUUCC